This is a messenger RNA of Colletotrichum phormii, 1206 nucleotides long. RefSeq lists its product as uncharacterized. The annotation marks the transcript as partial. NCBI's taxonomy places the organism in Eukaryota, Fungi, Ascomycota, Sordariomycetes, Glomerellales, Glomerellaceae. The transcript is spliced from 2 exons. The record is from RefSeq and is a predicted model, not a curated record.
AUGCCAGUUCAGCCUCCCAACGACAUGAUCCCACCAGAGCUAAGGCGCAAGGGUCUCGUUCAGCGUUCGGAUCUUCGCAACGAGCGUAUGACCGAUGCCGAUGCACGCGAGGCCUUGUCCGAUUAUGUCGUAUACCGGUUCGAAAAGGUCAAUGACCCAAACGAGAUUGACGACGAAGGAAACCCCGUCAAAUCGACCUGGGAGAAUGUCAUCCGCACAGAGGUCCAAGACCUCUCCAAGCCGGCCAUAACUCGAACCAUUCGUGACCUUGACGCCGAGGGUAGGACGGCAAUGCAGAAGAAGCUGGACCUCACAGGGACACAGCAGCGUCAGAUCGAAAAGGCGCAAAACAACCUCGACGCACACAACCUCGACAGGCGGUUCAAUUACACUCUGCAGCAGAUCAGCACCAAGAUCAGGAAGCUCAGCAAGGAUUCUAUCGAGUACCGCCAGUACAUGGCCGGGAGAGAGUCCAAGAAGCCGCGCUUCGGCGAGGAUGCCAAGGCCAUCCUCAAAGAGAGGGAACGGGAGAUCGAGCAGCAACAACGCUUGCAGGAACAACAGCGACAGCACCAUCAUGCUCAGCAAUUGGUUGCACAGCAGCAUCUUCAUGAGUUGGCGAUCCGACGGCAACAUGAUGAAUUUCAGCGACAUCUUCCCCUACAGGGAGGGCCGCCCCGGCCUCCGUUUCCGUUGCCGAAACCUGUCAAAGAGAAAACCGAUGUCAAAGUCAUCAAGACAGAGAAGGGUAAAACCAAGGUUUAUAACCUCCCCUCGAGAAGUUCGGGAAGCUCUGGAAGCUCGCGCUCGGACGAUAGUUGGAGCGAGUCAGACCAGACGCCGAGUACAUCCGUCACUGGUUCCUCCGAUUCCAGCAGGCAUGGCCACCACCGCGGUCGUCAUCUAAGUCGUGUUCGCAGUCGAAGCCAUAGCCGUAGCCGUAGCCGCCGUCGAUACCACGACCGGCCUGAGCACUACAGCAUCAAAGUAACCCGCCACCAUACGAAGCAUGACCAUCACCUCCUCAAUGAUGAUGUCCUUCGAGGUCUCAUGCCUAAUUCACCUCCGCUGGCACCAUUGAUAAUGCCUGGCGGACCCGACCACUUUGAGCAUGAAGUAUUCCGGCCCCGACGGCUAGCAGAUACGGCCUAUGACAACGAGCUGGAAGACAUUGAGCUAUACAGUAGUCUCGGCCGCCGUCGUCAA